AUGGACAACUGUGAUUUGGAGAAGUUAUCUGUGUCUGUUGGGAAGCUCCUUCCUGCUUUCACACCACAAGUCACAGACUACAGAGUGACGGUGGAGAGCAAUGUGAACAAAGUGAGUCUGAAGCUGAUCACCAGUGACUGUGGAGCUUCAUACAAUAUUCUUUGUGGAGAUGGUUCCAGCACCAUUAACCUGAAUGAUGGGUUAACCAGAGUGGACAUCGAGGUGAUAGCAGAGGAUGGCACCGUUAAGAAAUACUGUGUGGAAAUCACCAAGCUGUCUGCAAAGAUCGCAGCACUCAGUGAUCUGGCUGUGGAUGGAGAUAUUCCACGUCUUGUUCCAUUUCAUUGUAACGCGGUGACCCUGCUUCCCAAGGUGCCGGACCGAAACAUAAAAGUUGCAGUGAAUCGGGGAGAGAGCUCACAGCCAGUCCCUCUGAAUUAUGGAGACUCUGUGGUGGAGAUCUCAGUCCGUUCAGCAGAUGGCAGCAAUUCACAGGUGUACACACUGCUGGUGACUCGAGAGCUGAUUCCCAUGGCUGUGACCUUCACUGAUGGGAAGCAGCAGCUGGACUACGAAUGUCCAGUAUCUCUGACUGCCUUUUAUAGACCCAUAUCUAUCAAGCACAGUGACCCAAAGCACAUCUUCUCAAGGCCUUAUAUUGAGAUGCUGGCACGCAGAUCAAAAGUCGACCCACUUAGCGACAGUCCGCUGGGAGACGGCUGGAAGGUUGUUGAAAUGGACCUCGACAAGAAGAUGUCGGAUGCUCUGGUCAAGUGCUUUUUUAAUUACAGAGGAUGUAUCAGUGAGAUGAAGCUGAGUGAGCUGGGGUCACACUCCCUGGACUGUCCACACAGGCCCACAGGGGAGCUGGAUGCAAAGGAUGUCACAGAGACUGAUUGGUACAAGAAGCAUUUUGCAUCAUCCAGUUGUUUGGAGAUCGACACUAUACACACUUUGGAGGUGCGUAACUGGGAGAAAAGACUACAAAUUACAGAAGGAGAAGACAGUGUGGAGGAACUGUGUGCCUCGGCCCAGGAUCACCUGAAACUCUACCGCCAACGCCUGCCUAAACCCGGGGAUGUGUUGCAGUAUGAGGAUGGACAGUCUCCUCUGUACAGCCUGGAGCAGGCGGCUGUCCUCCAUGCAUCAGCCAUCAGACUCAGCUCCAGAGAGGCCAGACUCCACUUCCUGCUGGGCCUCUCUCUGGAGGAGCAGCACUAUGCCACCGAGAUGUACGGCCUCCGCAGGAAGGCUGAAAGAGGCAGAGAUGAACUGAGCGAUGCCAAGUCGACGGCCCGUCAGGACGACAUCCUGGCGGUGUGUAAGCUCCAUGGAUUCCUCGGCAGGCCCACGGUGGAGAACCAGCUGCAGGCCCUGGAUAAAGAGUAUCAGCAGCUCAGAGACCAGGGCCAGUCUGGCAGAGCAGACUACGUUCAGACGCUCUAUAUCUGGCUCUCUAAGAAAUCUGGCAAGGACAGCAGUGCAGCGGUGCGGGAUGAAGGGAGUGGUCUGCACCGCGCCCUGAUGAAGUACCUGGACGCCUGGUCUCUGAGUCCUGACAGCUGGGAGUUCAGCCUCCACACAGGGAGGCUGCUGCUGCUGCAGGGGAGGGGGGGCGAGGCCCUGCAGCACCUCCAGAGCGGCCUGGCCCUGCGCCCGCUGCACCCUGCUCUCAGAUUCUUCACCGGGCUGGCUCUGCUGCACCAGGAGCAGAAAGCCUCUGAGGACACAGAGAAGGAGGCUGCUCUGCUCUUACACCAGGGACUGGAGCACUUUGUCCGACAGCGCUGCAGCAAGAGCAGGGUGGAGCAGGACCCAUCGGACCCUCUCUCUAGCCGCAGCACUCAGUUCCUGCGAGGCCUUCUCACUCUGGGUCAGCUGCAGCAGAAACACACUCUGUCUUUGCAGGCCAUGAGCGCGGAGCAGGUCUAUCACAUUGUAGCAGUGCUGUCUGCCCAGAGUGUGAGUCAGUGUGUGUGUCGUGGCGAGGCGGUGGUGCAGCUGGAGUGGGUGCUGCUGGAUGCUCAUUUCGCCCUGCUGCAGAGGCUGAUCCAGGAUCAGGCUGGCAUGGAGAGGCAGUCCCUGGUGGCCAAGAGAUGCCAGGCCCUCACUGCACUCAUACGCCUCGCCUCCAUCGCCCCCUGUCAGGAGCUGCUGGACAUGCAGGAGAGGGUAUGUCAGCUGGCAGUGUUGACGACCCCGAGGGACAGCCCCGCCCUCUGUCUCCUGGGCCGGGCACAGCUGGCUCAAUACGACAACAACCCAAAUUCAGAAAGGUCAAAGGAAGCCUUACGUGACGCCUGCCUCAGCUUCCAGGCCAGCAUUGAGCUGGAACACAAGACGCUGAGCGGAGAGCCACUGGAGCAGCUGACCAAACAAAAGUGGUGGCAGGAGCGGCAGGAAGCUGCGAAGCCCUCGAUCAGCCAACCAGGGGGGGUGAAGGGACCCUCUGACACCGGGGGGGCCAGGAGAGGAGCAAAGCAGAGCAGGGGGGGGCCCGGUCAGAGGCGGGGGGCAGGAGCUGGGACCAAAGCUCCUGCCCCCCCCGGCCCCCCCAGCCCCCAUCAGGGGAGGGAGAGCCGCCCAGCCUGCAGCCAGAGCCCCUGCAGCCAGGGGGAGAGCUGGAGCAGCAGCCAAGCCAGACAGAUCAGCUAAACCCUCCACCAGCAUCACUAAACCUCAGCUCCCCACCAGCAGCUCUCAGCAGGAAGGUCAAUCAAAUAGUGUUAAAGCAG
This is a messenger RNA of Trematomus bernacchii (emerald rockcod), 2735 nucleotides long. RefSeq lists its product as uncharacterized. The transcript has 17 exons. NCBI's taxonomy places the organism in Eukaryota, Metazoa, Chordata, Actinopteri, Perciformes, Nototheniidae. Gene Ontology annotation, molecular function: ubiquitin protein ligase activity; protein binding. The record is from RefSeq and is a predicted model, not a curated record. Gene Ontology annotation, biological process: ubiquitin-dependent protein catabolic process; protein polyubiquitination. The coding region runs from base 1 to 2655 and encodes 884 amino acids.